AUGAAGAUGGUCGGGGCCCUGCUGGUUGUGCUCUGGCUGUGCAUGGUCACCCUUGGCAGCAGCUCAGGUACUUUGUUCUUCCCUGCUGCAGAGCGCUGCGAUGACUGGGGUGUGGACACCAUGAAACAAAUCCAGAUCUACGAUGGGGAACCUGCCAAGAUCAAAUGCCCGCUUUUCGAGACCUUCUUGAAGUACAACUACAGCACAGCCCAUUCUGCUGGCUUAACCCUGAUCUGGUACAGGAUCAGGCAGGACCGGGAUCUGGAGGAGCCCAUUAAUUUUCGUCUCCCAGACAAUCACAUCAGCAAGGAGAAAGACACCCUUUGGUUCUGGCCUGCUCUUCUCAACGACACUGGGAAUUAUACGUGCAUGCUCAGAAAUACAACCUACUGCAGCAAAGUUGCAUUCCCCUUGGAGGUUGUUCCAAAAGACGAACACUCUUGUGUAAGCCACUCAAUAAAACCCACUGAGGAGAUGUUCUACUUGGAGCACACCAAUGAGAAGAUCAUGUGUCCAGAUAUUGAUGACUUUUACCCUCCUAGUGUAACGCCAACUGUAAAGUGGUACUGGAACUGCAACUUGAUGGAUGGCUUCUAUGAGCGAUACCCCCAAGGGCCCAGGCUUGUCAUCGGCAUCGUCCGCAGCACGUAUAAAGGGAACUACACUUGCAUUGUGACAUUCCAGGACCACGGAAGAACCUAUAAUCUCACCAGAACCAUAAAGAUGAAGGUUGUGGGAAGUCCGAACAAGGCCUUGCCACCACAGUUCAACUCUCCAAAUGAGAAAGUUGCCUACGAAGUGGAAGCAGGAGAUGACCUUGUUCUGCCCUGUGAGGUCUUCUUCACCUUCCUUAAGGACUCCCGGUCUGAAGUGUGGUGGACCAUAGAUGGGAAAAACACAGAUGAUAUCACAGACCCCAAGAUAAAAGUCACACAGAGUGAAAAUGUUAAAGACUUUGAAGACAAAACUGUCCUAAGGACGCUAACAGUUACAAAAGCCACACCAGAGGACUUGAAACGGAACUAUACUUGUUAUGCCAGGAACGCCAAGGGCGAGGAGCACAGCCAGGCCCUAGUGCGCAUGAAAGCUGUAACACCAAAGUACACCGUGGAGCUGGCCUGUGGACUGGGAGCAACCAUCCUGCUCAUUGUGGUGCUGAUAGUCAUCUAUCACGUUUAUUGGCUUGAAAUGGUCCUCUUCUAUCGGGCUCAUUUUGGAACAGAUGAAACCAUUCUAGACGGGAAGGAGUACGACGUCUACGUGUCCUACGCCCGCAACGCCGAGGAGGAGGAGUUCGUCCUGCUCACGCUGCGGGGAGUCUUGGAGAAUGAGUUUGGCUACAAGCUGUGCAUCUUCGACAGAGACGGCCUCCCCGGGGGAAAUACCACUGAAGCUGUGUUCGACUUCAUCCAGAGGAGCCGCAGGAUGAUUGUGGUGCUGAGUCCCGAUUACCUGACGGAGAAGAGCAUCAGCCUCCUGGAGUUCAAGCUAGGCAUCAUGUGCCAGAACGCCAUCGCCACCAAGCUCAUCGUGGUGGAGUACAGGCCGCUGCAGUGCACCCACCCCAGCAUCCUCCAGCUGAAGGAGUCCGUCUCCUUCGUCACCUGGAAGGGGGAGAAGUCCAAGCGCUCCGGCUCCCACUUCUGGAAGGCCCUGCGGCUC
Molecule: messenger RNA, 1662 nt
Organism: Merops nubicus (carmine bee-eater)
Lineage: Eukaryota; Metazoa; Chordata; Aves; Coraciiformes; Meropidae
Gene: IL1RAP
Product: interleukin 1 receptor accessory protein
Exons: 10
Biological process (GO): signal transduction
Molecular function (GO): interleukin-1 receptor activity
Source: RefSeq, a predicted model, not a curated record